Molecule: messenger RNA, 1638 nt
Organism: Penicillium oxalicum
Lineage: Eukaryota; Fungi; Ascomycota; Eurotiomycetes; Eurotiales; Aspergillaceae
Exons: 3
Coding region: 1-1638 (545 amino acids)
Biological process (GO): carbohydrate transport; transmembrane transport
Cellular component (GO): membrane
Molecular function (GO): carbohydrate:proton symporter activity
Source: RefSeq, a predicted model, not a curated record
AUGGCCGCCACCAUGGCUAAAGAUGGCUUUUGGAAGAAUUCGAGGGUCUACAUCCUCACCUCGGUUGCCUAUCUGGGCUCUUUACUCUUUGGGUAUGAUACAGGAGUGAUGGGCUCAGUCUUAGCCUUGAAUAGCUUCAAGGUGGACUUUGGCCUCCCCCUUGGAAAGGGUGGUUUCGCCUCCGAUAAGAAUGCCCAGGUCUCGUCCAAUGUCGUCAGUCUUUUGACAGCGGGAUGUUUCUUCGGUGCUAUUGCAGCUGCUUUUAUCAAUGACCGUCUCGGCCGGAGAUACUCGCUGAUGAUCUUCACCCUGGUCUUUUUGGUCGGAGCCGCCAUUCAGGUGGGCGCUCACCAUGAGAUUGGAACGAUCUACGGAGGACGUGUGGUUGCCGGUCUGGGAAUCGGCGGUAUGUCGAGUAUCACUCCGGUCUUCGUCAGUGAAAAUGCACCUGCCAAGUACCGUGGUCGUAUUGCCGGACUUUUCCAAGAGUUCCUAGUUAUUGGAAGCACCUUUGCCUAUUGGCUGGGUUACGGAGUUGCCCUUCCUCAUCCCCGGAGGAUUGAUGCUGAUCGGACUGGUGUUUCUCAAGGAAUCUGCCCGCUGGCUGAUGAAGCAGAAUCGUCGCGAAGAGGCCAUUCGAUCUCUGGCGUACAUUCGGAACGCGCCACGGAGAGCGAAGAGGUCCAGUCUGAAAUUGCGGAGAUCUCCGCUGCGAUUGAGGAAGAGACUGCAAUGACCGAGGGCGUCACCUGGAAGGAGUGCUUGCAAAAGAGCAACCGGUACCGCUUCUUGGUAGCCUUCUGUCUGAUGUUCUGUCAGCAGUUCUCCGGUACCAACAGUAUUGGUUACUACGCUCCGCAGAUUUUCCAAUCCAUCGGUAUUAGCAGCUCCAACUCAUCGCUGUUUGCCACCGGAAUCUACGGAACUGUCAAGGUGAUCGCCACCGGUAUCUUCUUGCUCAUCGGUAUUGACCGAUGGGGUCGUAAGAAGAGUUUGAUGGGAGGGGCUGCAUGGAUGGCUUCAAUGAUGUUCAUCAUUGGCGCAGUUCUUGCCACCCAUCCUCCUGACCCCAAGGCUACGACUGUGUCUAAAGCUUCGACCGCCAUGGUUGCCAUGAUCUAUCUCUACGUGAUCGGCUACUCUUUCUCAUGGGGACCAACUCCAUGGGUGUAUCUCGGCGAGGUAAGCUCCCUAACACCUUCUCCGUCUAAUGUCACUAGGACCAAGAUAUGGCCACCCCAGAGAGAGAGAGAUGAGAGAGACCAUAUCACUAACAACCAACUUUACCUUCAGAUCUUCCCUACUCGACUUCGCUCUUAUGGUGUCGGUCUCGGUGCUGCGACGCAGUGGUUAUUCAAUUUUGUCAUCACCGAGAUCACUCCUCGCGCCAUCAACAGCAUUGGCUGGAGAACCUUUAUCAUGUUCGGAGUCUUCUGCACUGCCAACGGCAUCUUUGUCACUAUUUUCCUGAAAGAAACCAAAGGGAAGACUCUGGAGGAGAUGGAUUUGAUCUUUGGCGCCAUCUCGGAGGAGCAGCGGCGUGCGGAUUUGGAGAGCACUUUGCAUAAGAACGAUUUCCAUCAUGAGGAGCAUGCGCUAGAUGAUGCGGAGCAGCCUCACCCUGGACGGUCUUCAUGA